This is a messenger RNA of Gloeophyllum trabeum ATCC 11539, 1479 nucleotides long. RefSeq lists its product as uncharacterized. The transcript is spliced from 3 exons. The coding region runs from base 1 to 1479 and encodes 492 amino acids. NCBI's taxonomy places the organism in Eukaryota, Fungi, Basidiomycota, Agaricomycetes, Gloeophyllales, Gloeophyllaceae. The record is from RefSeq and is a predicted model, not a curated record.
AUGUUCAACGUCAAGCUCAACAUCAUUAAGAAGAUCAAGUCGCUGGCCUCCCCCAAGGAGACCAAGCGCGCCGCCACCGUCGCCGAGGCGGUUCCUGCCCCCAAGAGGCAGUCGAAAUUCAAGCGCUCCUUCAUGAAGAACGCCAAACUCGUGGUCGACUCUGCGACCGCUUUCGCCGCUCCCGGAUUCGCCCCCGUCCCCGCUCCCUUCCCGGUCCCGACCAUCGUCAUCGUCGUUCCCGCCCCCAUUCUGCCUCUUCCUUCCUCGGCUGUCGACACGGUCAAGGCUCCCUCCAUCUCUUCCACCACUUCUUCGUCGGUCCCCAUCACACCUGCCAAGAUCUCCGGUCCCAAGACGCGCCCCCCCAUCCCCGCCACAUUCGCGUCCACCAUCCCCUUCCCCCGCGCCACUUCCGCCGCCGAGGAAGCCACAUCCAACAACACGCUAGUCGACGCGAAGAAGGAGGCGGACGCGUACCUGGCGCGCGCCGAGUGUGCUGAGGCCGAGCUGGCGCGCGUCAAGGCCGACUUGGAGCGCGUCCUGAGCCAGGCCAUCGAGCAGGCGGAUUCGGACAAGGAGCGCCGCGGCGUCCAGAAGAAGGGCCGCGCUCUCGAGCGCAAGAAGAGGGCCUUGGUGAAUGAAAAGGCACGUCUUAACAAGGAGAAGACACUCGUCGCGACGGAGAAGAAGGUCGUCGACAAGGCAAAGAAGGCACUCGUCGAGCAGAAGGAAGCCACCGAGCGCGCUAUCGCUCUCUUGGUCAGGGAGAAGGCGGUGGUAUACAAGGCGAGGAAGACCUUGAUCGAGGAGAGGGCUUCGACCGAGAGAGCACGCGCGCUCUUGGCUAGGGAGCAGGCUGUUAUAUAUAAGGCGAGGAAGGCCUUGGUCGAGGAGAAGGAGCGCUGCGAGCAUGAGAAGGGGCUCCUGGCGAAGGAACGCGCUCUCGUGGAGAAGGAGAAGAAGGCAUUGGUGCAGAAGCGGGAGGCUUUUGACUCCCACGUCGACGAAUUUAACUCGCACGUCGCCGAGUUCGAGUCGGACGUCGAGGCCGUACAGGCGGCCCUCGUUCAGAAGGCUGAGGAGGUGGAGAAGUUUUACGCCGACUGCCUCCAACCAUUCGAGGAGGGCAAGGAGGCGUACCGGGAGCUUGAGUGGCAGGUGAGGAACUGCAAGACUUUGGCUGGUCGACCGAUAUACGGCGAGGGGGAGAGUGACGAAGCGUUGGAUCAUAACCCAGCGGUGGCGAAAGAAGCCGAUAUAUUCACUCCCCUUCCGGUACGCAAGUCUCAUGCAAGUCAUAACGAGGACACACACACUCGGGACAGGACAGUCUCGCAGAGCUCGGCUAGCAGCACGAGUUCAAUUUUCUCCGACGCGUGCUCCACCGCGUCGUCUGCCACUACCGUCUACCCCACGCCGCCCACGACUCCGACAAAGUCGUGGAUGAAGAAGAACGACCAAGAGGCGGCGUGGCCUUAG